AACACCGGGUGAGAGGUGACCUUUAAUUAGCACCAUGGCUUUUGUUAAUCAGUUAUGAGGGGAACUGUAAUGAGAACCAACCAACAGACAAUCCAAUCGUGUUCGUUAUGCAUCUAAAGGGAAGAAAAUGAACGGAUAAAGGGAAGGACUACCUGGACUUGUCCAAUAACAAAUGCAUAUUUCUGUUUUCUAUUGCCAAAUGUGUUUUGACGGUUGCCACACAACCCAGCUCAUCAUAACAACCCGGAGUGGGAGGUACUCUAUCCGAUUCUAUUACCGCUAAAGAUAGAAGAGGAAGUUGGAACGGAACAUGUUUUUUUCUCCCGUGCUGUAUUUUUAUAUUCCCCGUCUCAUCCUUCAACCUGCUCUUGGGGUCCAUGUAGCGAAGCACUGUGAGGAAUACUAAUUUGAAGAAGAGGGACGGUGAUUGAUAGAAACUCAUAGAGUUCUGACUUGGAGAGGCUUGAGAGAGGCGUGCGCAUGGGGAAGUUUAUUGGAACCCGCGCAGGAUGUCUCAGGUUCGCGCCAAGCGUUUAUUUCGUUAUGAUGAUUGAAGACGUUGCCUCGUCAGAGGAGAGGAUCAACUGCUUGGCUCAACCUCACUCAGUCCCGACAGGACACAGCGGGCCAAGUGCGCACGGAGCUGAAUUCGGCCACCUGCCCGACAACAUUACAGUGCUGGAAGGAGAGAGCAUCAUUCUGAGGUGUAAAAUCGACGAGGAGGUGACACACAAGGCAUGGUUGAACCGCUCAAACAUCCUGUUUGCGGGGACAGACAAGUGGUCGCUGGACAGACGGGUGUCGCUGGUCAACAGUAACACCAGUGACUUCUCCAUCCAGAUAGAGAGGGUGGAGGUGGCUGACGAGGGGCUGUACACCUGCAGCUUCCAGGCCAGCAACAAGCCCCGCAUAGCCCACGUCUUCCUCAUCGUCCAAGUGCCAGCCAGAAUUGUCAACAUCUCCCAAGAUGUGUCAGUGAACGAGGGGGGCAACGUAUACCUCUUCUGUCUGGCGGUGGGACGACCUGAACCCACUGUCACCUGGAAGGAGAACAAAUAUGGUCUAAUGAGUGAGGGGGAAUUCCUGGACAUAACAGAGAUCAAGCGGCAUCAGGCGGAGGAGUUUGAGUGCAUCACCAACAAUGGAGUGACGCAGCCCGACAUACGCAAAGUGAAGGUCACCGUCAACUACCCUCCCAUGAUCACAGACGUGAAGAACAUGCCAGCCCAGCUGGGCAAAACGGCUAUUUUGCGCUGUGAGGCCAUGGCAGUACCCACGGCCUCCUUUGAGUGGUACAGAGAUGACCGCAGGCCGGUAGAGAACGACAAUACUCUGAGGAUCAAGAACGAGAAGACGCGCUCACUGCUGCUCUUCACCAACGUGACGGUCAAACACUUUGGCAACUACACCUGUUUUGCCUCCAACAGGCUGGGAGCCUCCAACGCCAGCAUGCUGCUCUUCCGGCCGGGAGCCGUGUACGGGCGAGGCGUGGCCGUCAACGUGGGGGUGAGUGCGGGCAUCGGCUUCUGGCUUUGCCUCUCUGUCUCUCUCCUGAUGAAGGUCUAAGAGCUUUUCCUGGAAGUCCCGUCCCGCCUGCGGAAGGAAGAAGGAAUUUCUUUAAUUACGAACCCAUCACUGUGAAACAAAAAUGAUAUGCAUUAUUCCAGGAGCCAUUGACGCAUCGCAUCUCACACCCACACCAACUCCCCCCUAUUCCUCACCCCACUACCUCCCCCCUUGCUACCUAUAUUGCCACUAUCACCAUUAUUGCCACUAUCACCACUUCAUGCUGUUUCCAAUGAGGGUCACAUUGGUGAUGUCUAUGAUGUCUGUGUUUAUUAAGAAUGAUAAUUGUGAUGAUGAUGAUGAAAACAGAUAUUUAACACCAGAAUAAUACUAUUAUAAAUCUAAAUGAUGACUGAUCUACACUACUGUUGGUCUCAUAGACAUUUGAAAACUAGGAGUAACAACACUCCUAUUUAUGGUUGGAACUACUCUAUAAUAACAAUGAUUAGUUAUUAUGAUGAGGGUCACGUGACCUUGUUGAAAGCUGUCCAUUGGCCCGUUGGCCCUGUGACAUUUGACCCUAUGAUCACACAAGUACCGUUUUAUGUUGUUUUUAACCGUGUGGCAGUGUCUAGGACGCGGCUGCUACGAUUGAUGUCAAAACACACAUGAAGGGUGGGCGGUGGGGGUUCUAUAUAGUCUUCGCCCUUCUAGUGCAUCCUUUUGGGAUCGCAACCAAGACGAAGCACGUGAGAAGCCCCCCCCCAUCGUUAAGGUGGUUUGUGCUCUGUCUCGUGUGUAAAUAUAAUGCAGUACAGAAGCCAUGCCGUUACUAGAGGCAGUCUAUCCACAUCCAACCCUCCCAUUGGCAGUGGCUAAUGUGGAUCCUAAUCAAAUAUCCUAAUCAAAUAUCCAGCAAAAUGACAUUACCCAUCAGCCUCUAUUACAGUUUUCAUAACCAGGAAGGGACUGUAGAAAUAACAAUCGUGUCUCCUGCUUUGAAGGCGUUGACCAGUCAUCCUCCUUCCUUGUCGCUUGUUGAUUAGCAUGUACCGGUUAGAGAUGUUCCUGUCGUGAUACCUCCCUCCCACUCCCCCCCUCCCCUGCACUGUGUCCGUUUUACUCUGCAAGGUUAAACUGCUAUAACUUUUUUGGUGUUGAUAAUAAUACUGAUGAUGUUAAUAAGUAUUUAAAUAAAUAUGAAAAGUAAUUCCAUGUGAGAAAAAAAAAAAGAACACAUACUACUCCAGAGCUCAUGACGAGCCG
This is a messenger RNA of Oncorhynchus tshawytscha (Chinook salmon), 2772 nucleotides long. It is a transcript of the gene iglon5, whose product is annotated as IgLON family member 5. Lineage: Eukaryota; Metazoa; Chordata; Actinopteri; Salmoniformes; Salmonidae. Gene Ontology annotation, cellular component: neuron projection. The transcript is spliced from 8 exons. Bases 481 to 1566 code for a protein of 361 amino acids. The record is from RefSeq and is a predicted model, not a curated record.